AUGACGGGCGCCGGGUCCGGGUCGGGCUCGGGCGCCGGGCAGCCAGACAAGGCCCCCGUCAAGGACGACUCGCAGACCGGCGCGUCCACCGCCAGCGACAACAAGGCCACCACCAGCAACAACAAUAACAACAACAAGCGCGUCGUGCUGAUGCCGGACAAGGAGGAACUGGUGGCCGCCUCCCCGGCGCAGCGAAACUGGCGGGGCAUUCUGAUCGCGCUGCUGGUCAUCGUGGCCGUGCUGGGGCUCAUCAUGUUCUCCAUCGUGCUGCUGUCCCCGCCGGACGAGGGGCAGCGCUACAAGGGCGAGAAGCUGACGCUCAAGGACCUGACGGAGGACCUGUUUCUCGCGCCGCCCUUCAACGGCACCUGGAUCAGCGACGUGGAACUGGUGUACCGGGAUGCCAACAACGGGCUGAGCGUGCUCAACGCAGUGACGCUGCACAGCAGAGUCAUCAUGACCAACUCCACCUUCAGGCAGUUGAACGCCGUGGACUUCAAGGUGUCCCGGGACCUCAAGUUCGUCCUGCUCAUCUCGGAGAAGCGGCGGGUGUUCGACUACUCCUACGAGGCCAAGUACACGGUGUUCGAGGUGGCGACACAGACGCGCUACCCGCUGCGGGUCAACGAGAGCGACGAGCCGGGCGGCGGCGCGGCCGGCGCCAAGUGGCUGCAGCUGGUGGACUGGGGUCCCACGGGCAGCCAGCUGGUGCUGGUGCAGGACAACGACAUCUACUACAAGGCCAACGGCUCCACCCAGGCCCGCGCCGUGCGCCUCACCAGCUCCGGCAAGAGGGGCGUCGUCUUCAACGGCAUCCCCGACUGGCUCUACGAGGUUGAGAUCCUGCGCAGCGACCGCGCCAUCUGGAUUUCCCCGGACUCCAAGUACAUGCUCUUCGCCUCCUUCAACGACUCCCGUGUGGGCGAGCUCAAGUACCCGUACUACGGCUCCCUGCAGGAGGGGCUGCGGUACCCGAAGAUCAACACGCUCCGGUACCCCAAGGCGGGGACCCCGAACCCCGAAGUGGCCCUCCGCCUCCUGACCCUGGACGGCAGCGGCGGGGUGGGGCAGGCCCCCGUCGAGCUCAAGCCGCCGCCCUGCAUCACCAACAGGGAGUCCGACUACUACUUCACGGCCGUGACGUGGAUCGACAGCCAGUCCUUCUCGGUGGUGUGGAUGAACCGGCGCCAGAACCUGUCGUGCGUCUCGGUGUGCCGGUGGUCGUCCUGGAACUGCGACGACGUGUACGACGACCAGUCGCCCUUCUGGGUGGACGUGUACCAGCCGCCCGUCUUCUCGGCGGACGGCACGCAGCUGGUGGCGCGCCUGCCCGUCAACGACGGCGAGCAGGGCUCGUUCCGGCAGGUGGUGCAGGUGGCCGUGAGCGGCGGCGGCAGCGGGGCCGGCGCGCUGGCCGCCACCUCGCUCACGCCCCUCACGUACGGGCCCAUGCACGUGACCGAGGUGCUGGCCUGGGACGAGGAGAACCACCUCGUGUACUUCGUGGCGGCGCCUUCGUACGCCCCUGACCAGCGCCAUCUGUACCGAGUCCCGGACGCCAAGGGAGCCGCCGCGGCCGCGGGCUGGACGGGCACCGCCACGGGCACCGCCACGGCCUCCGGGCCCGCCGGGCUGACGGCCACGGCCGCGCCGAACGGGGCCCCGAACGGGGCGGCGGGCCCCACCUGGCAGUGCCUCACCUGCCCGCCGUGCCCGCCGCCCGCCCCGGUCCUGGAGCCCGGGCAGGAGGAGGCCGCCGUCGUGGAGGACGACGACCUGCCCAUCCCCGAGGCCACGGCGACGGCGGCACCCGUCAACGCCACCAGCAGCAACGAGACGCUCUGGGACUGGCAGUGGGGCAACCCGGGCUCCGCCGUGUGCCUGUUCAGCCACGCCCACUUCCCGCCGGGCCGCAGGCUCCGCUUCUACAUCCUCGAGUGCCAGGGCCCCGAGGUGCCCGAGGCCAUCCUGGUGAACGCCACCAGCAACCUGCCCCUGCUCAGCCUGCAGCACAACUCGAGGCUCCGGGACAUGUUCAACAAAAGGGCGCGGCCCCAGAUCAAGACCUUCAAGGUGCAGAUCGACAACGACUACCACGCGCAGGUGCGCCUCUUCCUGCCGCCCGGCCUGCGCGACUACGAGGAGGUCACGUUCCCGCUCGUGCUGCACGUCGACGCCGCUCCCGGCUCGCAGCUCGUGUCGCAGCGCUGGGCCGUGGACUACUCGGCCUACUUGGCCUCCAACCGGAACUACAUCGUGGCCGAGAUAGACGGUCGCGGCUCCGGCUUCCAGAGCGACCGCUUCCUGUUCGAGCCGUACCGGCGCCUGGGCUCCGUCGAGCUGGAGGACCAGAUCGCCAUCGUCAAGUACCUGAGCGACAAACUCAAGUACGUGGACCGGGACCGCGUGGGGCUGUGGGGCCGCGGCUACGGCGGCUUCUCGACGGCCAUGAUCCUCAGCGAAGACCGCAGCCCCGGAGUGUUCGCUUGCGGCAUCGCCGUCGCCCCCGUCACCAACUGGGCGCACUACGAUUCCGUGUUCGCGGAGCGCUACCUGUGCACUCCAAACGUGACGGACAACUACCGCGGCUACGAGGACGCCGACGUGAGCAAGAAGGCAGGCAACCUGCGCGACAAGCGCUUCCUGCUGAUCCACGGCACGGCCGACCUGCGCGCGCACUACACGCAGUCCAUGCUGCUGGUCAGGGCACUGGCCAGAGAGGGCGCGCUCUUCCAGCACCAGACGUACCCAGACGAGGGCCACGACCUGCGCGGAGUGCGGGACCACAUGUACCGCACCAUGGACGCCUUCUGGGACGACUGCUUCGGCCCGCUCGACCUGGAGGACUGGGAAGACGGGGUGGGGCUGUUCUCCUUCAAGCAAUAGUGGCGCGCCCAGGGCGUGGGGGCGGGCCCGAACCGGUCCGCCCUCAACGGCGCCCUGCUGCACAAGGCCAUCCUCACGCAGUCCGU
Messenger RNA from Thrips palmi, 2972 nucleotides. RefSeq names its product probable dipeptidyl-aminopeptidase B. The record is from RefSeq and is a predicted model, not a curated record. Gene Ontology annotation, molecular function: dipeptidyl-peptidase activity; serine-type peptidase activity. Gene Ontology annotation, biological process: proteolysis. NCBI's taxonomy places the organism in Eukaryota, Metazoa, Arthropoda, Insecta, Thysanoptera, Thripidae.